Messenger RNA from Periconia digitata, 2557 nucleotides. The record is from the annotation of a GenBank genome assembly. NCBI's taxonomy places the organism in Eukaryota, Fungi, Ascomycota, Dothideomycetes, Pleosporales, Periconiaceae.
ACUCGUUGAACACAUACUCAUCAUGGCGAGCAAAGAAAGAGAAAUUCUUGCCGCUUGCACAAGCGGACAGAUGUGCGCUCUAGAAAAGAUAUUCAAGGAACUCAACAUGGGACCCGACCAUCCAAAGACUCCCUAUUCAAUCGAUAAAAAUAUCCCGGAUGACCAACGCCCAGUGUCCGUCGAGGAUAUGCUGAUGGCGGCUAUCGAAGGUAAACAAGUCGAAACAAUAACGUUCCUCUGCAAGACCUUUCCCGACAGCCACUUCUACGGUGCACCAAUGCGUGCGGCGAUCCAAACUGGAGACGUCCAAGUGCUGCGUGAAGUCUGCAAACAGGAUCCGUCAGUUGCAAGCCAAGAGAUGGGCGACGACGAAACGGUCAAUGCCCUGGGGUACGCAGCUUCCAGACCCAAUGGCGACGGACUCAUCAAAGUCCUCCUCGACUCUGGCGCAAACCCUAACGAGCCGCCGCCAUUCCCCAUGCCCAGCUGCUGGAACGUCUCGGCGGCUGUAGUGGGAGGCUUGCCAACAUCGACUUUCGAGCAAUUCUUCGACGCAGGCUUCAGUUGCAACGAUCCACAUGUCGCAAGACUCGCCGUCGAGAAGAAGCGCCCAGAUGUGCUAGAGGUGCUCUUCGCCCGGGGCAAAAACAUCCCAGGCGCCUAUUUCCCCCCAAAGGAAGACCUGAUCAAAGCGGCAAACGAAACCAACAACUCCGAAAUCGUGGCAAACAUCAAUCAGCUCUAUGCAGAGCACCAGGCCAAGCCUAAAAAGGGACUUCUUACAAACCUCAUGGACAAGUUCCGUUCCUGAAUAUGCGAGAAGCGAGAGGGGGACAUUACCCAACUUGAACUCGGCCCCAACCAUACCCAAACAGUCAUUCAGCUCGUCGCAAACCAAACCCCGACCCCGGCAACAUCCGAAAUAGAAAUCAAAACAAGCUCACCACUUGCGCAGCAGUUUUGAAAUGUCCGACGGUUCAAGGGCUGUGCCAACGACGAUCGGCAGAUUGUGCAUUAUGUAGACGCAGCCUGCGUACACCACUCUGCUACAUCAAGGUAGUCUAGACUAGCUUUGCGAAUUAUAUAUCCAUGCGCUUCAGUCUUACUGUCCCUUCAAUCCUUCCAUCCUUCUAACUCGUAGGUUCUGACCUAAUCGUCGGGAGGAACAGCACGUCAUGUUUGUGGUGGGUGUGCGCUGGAGGCCGCACUGUACAUCAGUCAUCACCUAGUACCAAGCAGGUAAUCAUUGCAAAUUUCCAGACGCCGGCUCCUUCUACAGCGUUUGAUCCUAUCUCAUGUGGAAUACGGGCUGAUCUAAGCCCUAACUCUUUACCAACGACCACCUUGGGAAUCAAUAAAAUCCGCCGGCUGGUAAAUAAACGCAUAGUGCCGGACAAAAUCUACAGCAGCAGCAGCAGCAGCAGAAAGAACAAUUUGUGUCUUCGAAUUCUGCUUUUACGCGUCUCAAGACCGGGAGGUGGUGAGAUAGAUGAGUUCUCGCGCGAGUAGGUAAUGUGCGCGCAAGCAAAAAAACCCUCUGAGCUGCCUUUCUCGUCACUUCCCCCAUAUAUAUGAAAAUCGCGCGGACAUUGAGCCAGCUCCACAGCCUCAUCUAGCUACCAGUUUCCGAGAUGGGAAAAGAUGGCACACGGUGGCGAUUGUGAAGACGCCGUUUUUUCUGGAUGCGCCUACUCCGAGUUUUACUUGUUAUUUGGCGAACUAUCACGUCUUGACCUAAAUUUAUGCACUGUACCGAUGAAUUAAUGUGUAACAACAUCGAAUAUCCUCAAGAGCAUUUUGCGCACUUAACUAGAUAUGAAACACGACACCCUCGUUGCACACCUAUCUAUAGACUCCAAGCUACUAAAUCGUUAUCGCCAUCAUCUCCACCGUUCCCACACGUUCCCCCGCUGAUCCACGCAGCAGUUCAAAUGCAAUUCAUCAUCUCCAGACCUCUCUCCGUCGCAUCUCACUAUAUCGCUCUCACUGUCAUUUCGAUUGGUAAUCCGCACUCAUUUCUUCGUUCUUCGCACCCACCUUACCCCUAUCUCACCGCCUUCCCGUUCUGACUCCCUGUCUCACUUUGACUUGAAGUGGCAGAUCUUGUUUCCUCACAGCAUGUUCUCUGGCGUUUGUAGAUUUAUAGUCUCUUCUUCUUCUACUCCUGUUGGUUCUCUGUAUCCAACAGUGUGCGGAUAUACUACGAAUAUUACUGCCGUUGUAGUCCAUUAUUACACUGUUCUGUUUGCGUAGUGCAUGAUUUUACUUCAACAUAACACAUUAAACAGGUAGAAAGAAUCUGGUAUUUUCUACUUUUUUGGUCUAUGGGGUACGUACUUAAAGGACACUGCCUACUCUUCCCUUCCUACCCCCCUUCUUCUUUUUCUCCCUGUUAUCCACAACCUACUUUUGUCAGCCAAAUCGCGAAGAAGUAAUAAUGCUUAAUCUGUGCUUCUCCUCCCCUGUUCUCCCCCAUUUUACCAAGUAAUAGCUCGAACCUUGAUGUUUUGCUUCCUUGACCUUGACUUUACACCACCCUCCCCCCGGAAAUAGGUGU